AUGUACUCAAAAGCUCUCGGAGAUAAGAAGAAUAACAAAUUUAUGAUCCUAAACCAAGAUAGUAUCCCAGUCUUUAGCUUUUCAGAGACUUACAAAAGAAUAAUGGAGCAUGAUCAUUCCAUUGUCAACAUUAAGCCAAAUAGUUUUAACAUUGAUGGAAGAGACAGGAGGUACUAGCAAUUAAAAAACUUCUUUGACAGAGACGAUAUCAUUCAGACUGCUUAAUAAAGUGUGUUACUUAGAAAACACGUUCAAAUGUUUGUAGAUGAGCAAGAAUAAAUAAUCAAGACUUUCUAACCAGAUCCAAUCAACUUCCCACUGAGAUAUCCAAGUGAAAUUAUUAUCGGAACAACCUUGAAAUAAAAAGGACUAUUAGAUGAAGUUAUCAAUCGCUGCAUUCAAUACGAGGACUUAUCCACUGGAAAUGAAAACUAAAUUGGAUUAGUUGGAUUCAAUCACAUCUUGGAUGCUUAGCAAAACUGCCUCUUUUUGGGAAGAAUCAGCAAUGAUUGCUUAGUAGAUUCUAAAGCUAAAUUGAUCAUCCAAGGUAAAGAUAUUGAGGCUGGAAGAAGAAAACUUCUUUAGAAUUUAGAACUUUGA
Stylonychia lemnae is the source of this 600-nucleotide messenger RNA. Lineage: Eukaryota; Ciliophora; Spirotrichea; Sporadotrichida; Oxytrichidae. The record is from the annotation of a GenBank genome assembly.